GCGCGCUUAGGACGUCCAUCACGGCAGGUCCAGAGACACCCGCCUGAGCACUCCAUCGCGUGAAGAUGGCAAACUUCGACUCUAGCGACUACUACGAGAACUUAGGCCUUCAGCGAGACGCGACGGAAACGGACAUCAAAGCUGCGUAUCGCAAGUUGGCGGUCAAGUACCAUCCAGACAAGAACCUCCUCCAUCGAGAAGCAGCUGAAAAGAAGUUUAAAAUCGUUGGGGAAGCGUACAAUGUGUUGUCCGACCCGAAGACUCGUCGUCGAUACGACGAGUUCGGGAAAGAAGGAAUUGAAGAUCACGCACAGCCCGUGACGCUAGACAUGGCGAUGGAGAUCUUUCAGGAGUUUUACCGAUUCGGCGACGCAAUGGAUCCCAGUGCUCCCGUUGCUUCCAAAGGAAUCAAACGCGUCGCCGUUGGGUUGGUGUACGCACCUGCGAAAGGUCUGUUGUAUGGUGGUCGAGCAAUUCUCGGUGGAGUCGUGGUUGGCACCACUGCCGUUGCCGUCGGCUUGAGUGGCAUGGCCGUUAGCAUUGGCAUGGGCGUCAAGGAAAUGGGCGAAGCCAGCAUUAAUUGCGUGUCCAAGUCGUCGCAAGAACGUCGUCGGCGAUCUAGCGGCCGCUCCGACAGCCACCGCCCCUCAAUCAGUGCCUCAGAGCAUUCCCACUGCUCCGAGGCGCCAAACAACGAAACGCCGCCGGCAGAGCAACAAGAAAACCAUGUCCCGACCUUUAUCGGAGGCCUGAAGAAGGCGACGGUGAGCGCGGUAGCCAUUCCUGUUGCGGCUGUUUUCAGCGGCGGGGCGUUUAUUCUUGGCGGCACGGCUCUCGCAGGUGGAUACUUGGUCGGCGGUAUCGCUGGCGCCAUGCAUAACGUCACGUCGGGGAUUCGUGAGAUCAAGGCUGCGUCCAAGCACAAGCAGUUGGAGGAUGGCGAUCCAAGUGCGGAGUUGUCGCCCGUUGCCGACGCUGCGAGCGCCGACUACAACCUUGCCACCACUGCUCACCCUGCUACGUCCCGACAGUCCCACGCUGCCGUCUAACGCGUCACGCGGGCCCGCGUGUGCUGAUUGUGACAAUCGAAGGAUUUGGCCAUAACUUAUCGACAUUUUUAUAUUGAUCCUUUCCAUA
This is a messenger RNA of Aphanomyces invadans, 1137 nucleotides long. RefSeq lists its product as hypothetical. NCBI's taxonomy places the organism in Eukaryota, Oomycota, Saprolegniomycetes, Saprolegniales, Verrucalvaceae. The transcript is spliced from 6 exons. The record is from RefSeq and is a predicted model, not a curated record. Bases 66 to 1049 code for a protein of 327 amino acids. Gene Ontology annotation, cellular component: cytoplasm; nucleus. Gene Ontology annotation, molecular function: protein folding chaperone; protein-folding chaperone binding.